CUGUCAGCGCGGCUGGCUGAGUCCAGCUGGUUCAGGAAGCACCAAAAAUAAGCUACAAAGCAUUCAGGGGCCGUGCUUGUGGUUUAGAUUCCAAACACUUUGUGUGUCUCCUUCACCCAGGGGCGGGUAUUUUUACGUAUUUGUGUGUAAAGGAGACUAAAGGAGAAUCCUGGAGGCAGAGGAAUGUAAGUUGUGGGUCAACAUAUAUGCCCGACGCUUAAAAACAGAGAUUUAAAGUAAAACACCAGAGAACGCCUCUAAUGUAGACAGGGAAGGCAAACCGCCUUUCAGAGGCGAUAAAGCGGGGCCCCAAGGUACCCCCCACACCCCCGGGGUUCACGUGGAGGCCGGUGGGCUGAGCCCCGCUCGCCGGAGGGAGGCUGAGAGGGGCGGGGAGCGGGGGACAGACACACCUUGCCGGGCGAGGCUGGCGGCCACCUCACUGGUCCAGCGGACGGACCCGACUCAGGCAAACCGAGAGGAGACUCGCUUCUCCAGCUCUCCCGCCCACGGGCGAGGGCUUUGGCCCCCAGCUCCCCCGCGUCCACCUCUGCGAUCCCUCCACACCGACCGUCCGGGCUCCCCAGAUCCCGCACCUCCGUCCUUCCCGGGCCCCACGCCGCUUUCCUCUGCCAGAUCGGGACCCGUUACCUGCAGAGCGGCUCGACAAUCCUGCAGGUAGUCCUCCAUGGUGACGCCCGAGGUGUGCCGUCGCCCCUCGGCGAGGAGAGCCUGGACAAAUAUCUCCUCUUGCUGUUCUUGGACUGUUGCAACCGUGACACUGCUUCCUGGGUCUCUGUUGCAACUGUUCUCUCAGAGUUGCUUCAAGUCUCAUCCUGUGGCAGCCGCGUCAACAGAGGAGCCUUCAGAAUAUUUUUCUGCUCCUCGGGGAGGUGAGAGGAGACGAGGGGGCGUCUUCUUCACCCUAGAUGUAUUAACCAGGUACACAGCUCAAUCAGUUUCAUGUCUAGCCUUUAAGAAAAAAACGUACAGGGAGGAAGGGAAGACUUGGAAAGGAGCCCUCUGGGGGGCUCCCGAAAAACAGAAGCGGUGGUUUUCUUUCCUGUUAAACGAAUAAAUAUGCAAACACGAUGCUCUCUCGCCCCGCUUCCAUGGCUCCCGAGCAGAGGACCGCCGCAGGCACCCAGGGAGGUCCCGGCAGCGGCUGCGGUCCCGCCCGCUCCUCUCCGCUCCGCCAGGCCGCCUGCUUUUCCCGGGUCUCACCAGAGAGGCACACGCGCUCCGUCCGUCCCUUCCCGCGGCAGGCGGAGGCAAGAGAAAGGGUCUGUUGUUUUUCUUUCCCUCUUCCUUUCUGCCGCUCACCGGGCUGCUGACCGGCUCAGACAGCCCUGCUGGAAACCCUCCGCGGCUGAGCAGGCCCCUCCUCCUCCAGGCACCUCGUCCUCGGCUAAUUUGUCUUUGUCCCGACCGAGGGAAAGAGAGAGGGAAAGAAGAACAAGAAAAACCACAAACUUCCUUUGAAAACCAGUUUGUAGGCAGGGCCUGGAGCGCACGCCGGAGACCCGGUCACUCGGCCAUCCUGAAGACGCCGGGAGGCCCCCCGAUCGCCGGGGCCGCCUCCUGCUUACCCUCGCCCCCCACCCUCCUCCGGCGUCCCCGGUACUGGGCGUGAGUCCGGAAGUGGUCACGACCCAAGCGGGACGCCGCGCGAGUCAACCCGUGUCAAGCCGUGCAGGCUCCGGGGCUGACCGCUGGGAGCAGCUGGCGCAGGCAGCGGCGCCCCUCGACCAUGUCCCCUCCUCCAGCGUCGAACCGCCAGAAUUGAGUCCUCUCCCAGUCCCGGAACCGCAUCCACCUCUUUAAGAGAAGCCAGUUCCACCCAGUGGACCAGUCUGGAAGCCCAGGCAGGUCCUUGCAAUUCCAUCUGGUCACAGCAAGUUCGAGGUAGAAUGAGCCUUCUGUUUACACAUGCUCAGAAAAGCUGAGUCAGGAGCCAGAGUGGCCUUCAACACUAUUCACUUCCCAGAUUUUUCUCGUUCCCUUUGCUCUGUAACUCAAUGAUCUUACUGGCCAGGUCUCUCUUCUGCGUAUCAGAGUCACCUAAGCAAGGUCCCUGAGGUCAAGAAAGGCCUUCGUCCCCCUCAGCCGGACUCUAACCCCGCUAUGGAACGAGCUCAGGUGGAGCCCCCAGUCCUCAGCAAGGCCAGUAGUGCAGAAACUGGUGAAUCUGAAAAACACGAGGCCCUGUCCGGACCAGAGAAGCACUCUCCAGACAACCCCCAGGACAAGGGUGGUUCAUCUGAAAAACACGAGGCCCUGUCAGGACCAGAGAAGCACCCUCCGGACAACCCCCAGGACAAGGAUGGUGCAUCUGAAAAACACGAGGCCCUGUCCGGACCAGAGAAGCACCCUCCGGACAACCCCCAGGACAACGGUGGUGCAGAGGCUGGUGGGGCAGCUGGAGAACGGGACCCAGGAGACCAAGCUUUGCCACCAGCCCAGGAUGGGGAAAAUCUCGAGUGCCCUCCUCCUGAAGCUAGCUCAAGUCCAUGCGGGGCACCAUCUGAGGUAGAGACGGUAGAGACGCGUUCUGGGCCACAGGAGCUUCCCCAGUCCCCCAGGACCCAACAGCCUGAUGUAGAUUUCUACUGUGUCAAGUGGAUCCCCUGGAAGGGAGAACAGACCCCCAUCAUCACCCAGAGCACCAACGGCCCUUGUCCUCUGCUGGCCAUCAUGAACAUCCUCUUUCUUCAGUGGAAGGUGAAGCUGCCCCCUCAGAAGGAAAUGAUCACAUCAGAUGAGCUCAUGACACAUCUUGGAAACUGCCUCCUAUCCAUCAAGCCCCAGGAGAAGUCUGAGGGCCUUCAACUUAACUUUCAGCAGAAUGUGGAUGACGCAAUGACCGUGCUCCCUAAACUGGCCACAGGUCUGGAUGUCAACGUGCGAUUCACGGGCGUCUCUGACUUUGAGUACACACCUGAAUGCAGCAUCUUUGAUUUGCUGGGCAUACCUCUGUACCAUGGCUGGCUUGUGGAUCCACAGAGUCCUGAGGCUGUGAGUGCUGUUGGGAAACUGAGUUACAACCAGCUGGUAGAGAAGAUCAUCACCUGUAAACACUCCAGUGACCCCAACCUCGUGACAGAAGUCCAAGGCUCGCCCGUUUUAUGCCUUCUGGCAGGCUUGAUUGCAGAGCAGUUCCUGGAGACCACUGCGGCGCAGCUGACCUACCAUGGCCUGUGCGAGCUCACAGCAACCGCUAAGGAAGAUGAACUCGGCGUCUUUUUUCGAAACAACCACUUUAGCACGAUGACUAAGCACAAGAGUCACUUGUACCUGCUGGUCACUGACCAGGGCUUUCUUCAGGAGGAGCAGGUGGUGUGGGAGAGUCUGCACAACGUGGAUGGAGACAGUUGCUUUUGCGACUCCGACUUCCACCUGAGUCACGCCCUAGGCAGAAGCCAUGGGGCCGAAGGUGGGGGCGCCUCUCCAGAGAAGCAGCUGCAGGUGGACCAGGACUAUCUUAUUGCCUUGUCCCUACAACAGCAGCAGCAGCCACAAGGCAUGCUGGGUCUUAGUGACCUGGAACUGGCCCAGCAGCUCCAACAAGAAGAGUACCAACAGCAACAGGCAGUUCAACCUGCGCCAGCCAGGGCCCCUUCUCCCCAGGGGAGAGGAUCCACAUCUGGACGCCCAGCUGGAGAGCGACGGCAGAGGUCAAAGCCUGAGUCAGACUGUGUUCUGCUCUAACUGUACCCCUUCCAGCGUGGACCCGCCCCCCCUGUCAGAGGCGGUGGCUGGUUUGCUGGCAGGAUCCCCCCCCCAACCCCUGAGGCAUACAGGGUGACUGCACUGCUGGGGAUCGAUCAGAGCAGGCAGCAGACACCAAGGGCGGAUUCGGUACCACGCUCACCCUUGCCUUCUUCUCUGUCCGGUCUUCUGCUCCGGCCGGGGCCACAUGGGGAUGGGCUGGGUGGUCUCUGGCUCCCAACCCCCUUUCCUGGAAUGUUCACAUGAAUAUACAGACCCAGGCGGAUAGGUGAAGUACCUCUCUGCCUGCCUGGUUGCCCCUGGCUACCCCACGGGCCAGUUUCCGUUUGCUUUAGGGUUUGAUUUGGGUUUCUAUCUUUAUUGUUUGUAAUGCCUUCCUAGGGAGUUGGGAAUAAAACUUCUUUCCUGAGA
Messenger RNA from Peromyscus leucopus (white-footed mouse), 4140 nucleotides. It is a transcript of the gene Mindy1, whose product is annotated as MINDY lysine 48 deubiquitinase 1. Gene Ontology annotation, molecular function: K48-linked deubiquitinase activity; cysteine-type carboxypeptidase activity; cysteine-type deubiquitinase activity. Gene Ontology annotation, cellular component: cytosol; cell periphery. Gene Ontology annotation, biological process: protein K48-linked deubiquitination. The coding region runs from base 2125 to 3708 and encodes 527 amino acids. The record is from RefSeq and is a predicted model, not a curated record. NCBI's taxonomy places the organism in Eukaryota, Metazoa, Chordata, Mammalia, Rodentia, Cricetidae. The transcript is spliced from 12 exons.